CCAUGGCGGGGCAGCGGCCGGGCAGUUUCCCGCUGCUGGUGCGCGGCGACUGGGGCGCCGCCGAGGCCUCGCCCGCCCUGAGGAAGAAGCUGCUCUGCUACUUCCAGAGCCAGCGGCGCUCGGGGGGCGGCGAGUGCGAGUUGCGCGCCAGGAGCGGAAUCGGGACAAGGGGGGACCUCCUCGUCUACUUCGCCCAGCCCGAGGAAUCACAUGAGAUACUGGAAGUGGAAAAAGAAACAUCUAGGAAAUCUGCCAUAGUAGUAACCACUGCCUCUGGGGAGAAAAUAGAAGAUGAAAUUGUGGAAAUGUACUUUGAAAAUAAAAAGAAGUCUGGUGGGGGCACCAUCGAGUCCUUCGUCAAAAAGGAUGAGCAAAUUAUCAUCACCUUUCAGGACGAGGAAGAUGCCCAAGAAGUUUUGCAGAGGAAGCACCACUCAGUGAAUAAAAUUGAUCUCUUGGUGAACCCGUGGCAAGCAGAGACUCUCCAGGAGCCAUGCCAAGUGGAGGACUCUCAACAAUCCCAGCCUUCCUCCAUAGUUCUGCUGGAAAACGUGCGGGAGACAGUAAAAGAUUGCGUCUUAAUUAUGCUGAUAGAGAACAUCAGUGGCUUGUCAGAGGAUGAUGGGGACUUCAGUGUGGAAAUGAUUCCUGAAAUACAUGCUGCUGUUGUUACUUUUACUCAAAAUAUUGCUGCAGGGGAAUUUGCUAGAAAGCUUAACCAAAACCACAGAGCAAAGCAACAAAAUAUUACUGCCCGGUGCCUUGAGUUAACAAGAAGUGUUAGGGCUGAAAAUAUACCACCGAACACAGCCACUGACUAUAUAACUGUCUACUUUGAAAACAAGAAGAAUGGAGGUGCACAAGUGGUGGAUGUUCAGCAGCUGCCUGAUGAAGAUGCAGCUAUCAUUACAUUCAGUGACCAUAAAGAUGUAACCAAGAUCUUGGCAAAGCAGCAUUUGCUCAACAAAACACCAAUCUCUGUCUAUCCUUACUACAUCUCGCUGGGGAUAGCACUAUAUGGAAAGGAAGGGCCACAAGUAAAGAAGCCAGAUCCAAUUACAGUGCCUCUGGAUCAGUAUAUCUGGAAAUAUUUGCAGACAAAUAAUAGUCUAACUAAGGCAAUAAGUUGUGAAAUGGCAAAGUGUAAUUGUGUCCUAACGUGGCCUGAACCCCAGUGUGUAAACCCCAAAGUUACUCUGCAUCCUUCAGCUGCUUUGUCUGAGCAGAAGAGAUCAGUAUUUCAAUUGAUCAAGACGUGGAAUGAAAGUGUUUCUGCAGCAUUUUCACGUAGCAUAUCAAAGUACAAAGCAAUUCAAUGUCGAGUAAGCGCAGAGGUGUGGGAAGCCAUUAGAAACAGCUAUACCCAUGAUGAAGUUAUGAUAAUCCCAUGUAUUUCCAAGAAUUUGCUUGUUCUAGUGGGUGAAGAAGUUGUUGUGAAGAGUGCUGAAAAAGAACUGAAGGUUCUGAUAGAAAAGGCCACCAGAAAAAUUGAAAGAGAAAAGCAAAGAACUGAAGAAAUAGUGGUAAUGAGUCCAGGGGAAUAUGCAAUUGUGCAGAGUACUGGUCUUGAAGAAAAAAUUUGUACGGAGUUCCCGGCCCUGCAGAUAACUUAUGAUCAUUUGCAGAAGAUAAUUAACUUAUGUGGAAUGCCUGAGGAAGUUUAUAAAGCAAAAGGGGAAAUAUUAGACAAUAUACGCAAAAUGGCAAAGAAAACGGUUAGUAUCCACCCACAUAUUUUCAAGUUUUUAGAGCAUAUUGAUAAUGAAACCCUGUCACAGAGCCUGUUUAUGUCAAAACAAAUUAGUGCCUUUUAUGAGCUUAACGCAGAAGCUAUCAUCUUGGAAGGGAGUACUCCUGAAGAUCUCCGAAAGGCAGAAGAAGAAAUAAAGAAAGAACUGGACUACAAAAGCAUUACUUUGGAGGAUGAGUCAGUCCUCCAGAAGAAGGAAUGGAGUAUGCUCACCAAGGAAAACUGCACUAAUGAAGCUGUAACAGUCAGUCACGUAGAGAACCAGGUCAUCAUUGCUGGUUGUUCUCAAGCAGUAGCAAAAGCCUUUGAGGAACUUUCCAACUUUAUAGACGAAAACACACAUGUACAAAAGGUCAUCAGAGGAAGGCCCACGGUGGUCAUGAUGUUUUUUGAGAAAGAGAAGAGCAGUAUUUGGGGUGACUUGCAGAAUAAAGGUGUGAAAGUUGAAUUUAGCACGCAGAAUAAACGUAGAGUUGUAUCCUUGAGUGGGAUGAGAAGAGAAGUGAUGAAGGGAGCCACCUUAGUUGAGCAAAUUCUGUCCGGCCUGCAUUGGAAGCGUGUGCUAAUUAAUGAGCCAGGAGCCAAGCCAUAUUUCAAAGAGCGAGAACCCUUUUUUGCUGCCACUGCCAAACAAGAGUUUAAGUGUCUAGUCAGGCUGGAAGAGCAGCCAGAAGAACAGCUGGAAGAAGAGCAAGAACAUAGUAAUACAAGCAAGCCCUAUGGACAGGUGACCACAGGUGGAGUUGUCAUAGCAGUGUAUAAAGCUGACUUGAGCACUUAUCCUGUCGAUGUCGUGGUAAAUGCAUCUAAUGAAGACUUAAAACACGUCAGUGGCCUUGCAAGCGCGUUGUUAAAGGUGGCUGGUCCAGAGCUACAAGAGGAGUGUGAUGAGCUGGUGAGGAAGAACGGGCCUUUGCAGCCGGGGUGUGCAGUCAUCAUGGGCGCUGGGAAACUCCCCUGCAAGAACGUCAUUCAUGUCGUUGGGCCCAGGUGGAGGAAGGGGGAAGCAGAAAAGUGUGUGUUCUUGUUAAGAAAGGCAGUGAAGAAGAGCCUACAACUAGCUGAAACACGUAAUCAUCGUUCCAUAGCUCUGCCUGCUUUAGGUCGAGGGAGUUUGGGCUUUCCAGUGGAACUGUGUACGUAUUCGAUUGUAUCUACCAUCAGGGAGACCUUGGAAGAAUCCAGGGGAGACACCAGCUUGAAGGAGGUUCACCUUGUGGAUGUCGUACAUAGUAACAUUCAGGCUUUCUGCAAGGCACUGACAGAAGUGUUUGCAAAUGAUUUGCCUUCCUCCAGUUCACUGCCUCAGACCAGUACAGUUCCUCAGCCUAGGAAAAGAAAAACUAUUCCAAAGACCAAGAACCUCUCAUUGUUAACAACUGAGGAAGGCCUUAAGAUCAUACUGAAAAAAGGAAGCAUUGAAGAUGCUACAACGGAUGCUGUUGUCAAUAGUGUGCCCAGAGAUCUCCAGCUUGAUAAAGGGCCGCUCGCUAAAGCUUUGCUAAGCAAGGCAGGGCCAAUGCUUCAGACGGGCUUGAACGAAGAAGGCCAACGAAAACCAGCCCAGGAAGGCUCUGUGUUGAAAACAGAAGGAUACAAUCUGGGUUGCAGUGUUGUGCUUCACACUGUCAUACCUGCGUGGUCCCAGACAUCUUCACAGGUCUUGGGCUGCGUCAUCACAAAAUGCCUGCAGAUGGCUGAGGAUCUGUCUUUAAAGUCAAUUACUUUCCCAGCGAUUGGGACAGGGAAUUUAGGAUUCCCAAGGACUGUUGUUGCUAAAUUACUGUUUGACAAAGUGUUAGAAUUCAGUAGUAAAAAUAAAGUAAAUUCACUUGAGGAGGUUCACUUUCUGUUGCACCUGAAAGACACAGCUAAUAUUCAGGAAUUUUCAGAUGAACUGGAAAAGAGAAGUGGAAAUACUGUAGAUGCUGAAGCACAGAACGCUUCUCCCAGUAAGGCUAGUGAAGGCACAGCUCUCCCUGGUACCUCUUCAGCCCCGGUACAGGAUGUACAUGAGAUGACGAUUGGCUCCGUGGUGUUCCGGGUGGCCAAAGGCGAUAUCACCAAAGAAGAUGCAGAUGUCAUUGUAAACGUAACCAACCAAACCUUCAACCUCAAAUUAGGUGUCUCUCAAGCAAUUCUGAAUGGUGCUGGAAAAGCGGUUGAAGAUGAAUGUGCUCAACUAGCCUUGCAGCAGAACAAGGGCUAUAUCACCACCCAAGCAGGAAAGCUGCCAUGCAAAAAUAUAAUUCAUUUUGUUGCCCACGAUGAUAUCAAGUUUCUUGUCACCACAGUGCUUCAGGAGUGUGAAUUACAGAAGUACACCUCUGUCACCUUCCCAGCAAUUGGAACAGGUGAGGCAGGCCGUGAUCCAGCUGAGGUAGCUGACGACAUGAUAGAUGCAGUAACUGACUUUGCAAGGAAUAACUCUGCUCCAUCUGUGAAAACUAUUAAAGUUGUCAUCUUUCAGCCGCAUCUGAUGAGUGUGUUCCAUAAAAGCAUGCAGAAAAGAGAAAGGCCUGCUAGACCAGCAUCCACAUCAUUCAUUUCCAAGUUGAAGUCACUCUGGAGCCCCGAGAAACCUUCCCCAAAGGUAAAAAGCAAACGGGUUUUGGAGAAGAAAAUUGACGUGGCUGUUGUGCAGAUCUGUGGUGAAAACAAAAAGAAAGUGGAAGAAGCUGAAUACUGGUUGAAAAAUGCGAUUUUGAAGGAACAGUUUCAAAGAGACAUCACAGAUGAGUUUAUCUCUCUUUUUGGUGACGCUGAGAUUGAGGAACUGUGUGGCCUACAAAAGAAAUAUAGAAUUGCUCUUUCUUUGGAUGGUAACUCUGUUCAAAUUUCAGGUAUUGGGCAAGAUGUCUGGAUUGCUUAUUCAGAUAUUCAGGCAAUGAUUCACAGGGUCAAAGCUGCUAAACAGGACGAGAUGAGGGCAGGACUUUUACAAGGCUUAAUUGAGUGGAAAUAUUUUGGAAAGGAUUCCUAUAUGCCCUUUGAUAGUCUCACAAAUAUGCGCUUGGAAGAUGCUUUCAAAAGAAAGGAGGAAGACAUUUCAGUCGUCAUUGAUGGGAAUAAAUACACAGUGAAUUUAAAGGAUAGAUGUGCUGUGGAUGACCAAGGAAACAGUGUACUCGUUACACGUGUUGAUAAAUCUGAAGAUCAAGAGUCAACAGUUCUCCCUGCAACGUGGGACGAUAUGCAAAACCAGCUACUCAAGAUAGUGGAACUAAAACCAGAAACGAGAGAAUACAAAGAUGUGCAGAAAAAGUUUAUGGAGACCUGUUCGUCACUAAAAAUUGUAAAGAUUGAAAGGAUACAGAACCCAUUUUUUUGGAAGACCUACCAAAUAAAAAAGCGUCAAAUGGAUCACAAAAAUGGCAACACAAACAAUGAGAGGCUUCUGUUUCAUGGGACAAAUAAGGAGUCGUUAACCUUAAUUAACAACCGUGGAUUUGACCGGAGCUAUGCUGGAGUGCAUGCUGCAGCCUAUGGAAAUGGAACGUACUUUGCUGUUAACGCCAGCUAUUCUGCCAACGACAUCUACUCUAAACCAGAUGUGGAUGGGAAGAAGUAUAUGUACUUGGCUCGAGUCCUUGUUGGAGAAUAUUCCCAGGGGACACAAGGAGCAAUUACUCCAGCAGUAAAAAACUCUAGUAACUCUAUAGAGCUGUUUGAUAGUUCAACUGAUAACGUGAACCGGCCAUCCAUGUUCAUCAUAUUUAAUGACAUUCAAGCUUACCCUGAAUACCUUAUCACUUUCACUAGAUAAGCAUUUUGAUUGCAGCCAAGAUUGCAUGUCUUUCAGUCUUUGUGAAGGACAGAAACAGUUAUAACAAAAUACAUGAUGAAAACAGUAAAUAGUUUUAUCAAAUUAAAUUCUUAAAGUUGUUUAUUUUUAAGCAAUCUCUGGCAAUUUUUGAUAGCACUGAAAUAGGCUGCUUGUUUACAUUCAGCGUAGGUGAGCGCAUUUAACACUUGAGUGCAAUAUUCUACCAAAACCUGCUGUUAGAUUACAGUUCAAGCCUUUAUACUGUAUUAGCCUUUCCCUCCAGCCUCAUGGCCAUCCUCGUGGCACUCGGAAGGGAGGACUGGUUGGGGGUUGGCAGGGAUCCUCUUUCAGCCACCGACUGGUUGGUGCUGCGUUUCUGCUGGCUUCUUACACUCUGUAAAAAAUGAUACUCUGCAUCAUGUGCUCUUUUCAAUAAACAAACUAAUUGUA
This is a messenger RNA of Calidris pugnax (ruff), 5966 nucleotides long. It is a transcript of the gene PARP14, whose product is annotated as poly(ADP-ribose) polymerase family member 14. Gene Ontology annotation, biological process: negative regulation of gene expression. The transcript has 16 exons. Gene Ontology annotation, molecular function: NAD+ poly-ADP-ribosyltransferase activity; transcription corepressor activity. The coding region runs from base 3 to 5516 and encodes 1837 amino acids. The record is from RefSeq and is a predicted model, not a curated record. Gene Ontology annotation, cellular component: cytoplasm; nucleus. NCBI's taxonomy places the organism in Eukaryota, Metazoa, Chordata, Aves, Charadriiformes, Scolopacidae.